Molecule: messenger RNA, 453 nt
Organism: Parascedosporium putredinis
Lineage: Eukaryota; Fungi; Ascomycota; Sordariomycetes; Microascales; Microascaceae
Source: the annotation of a GenBank genome assembly
AUGGCCCAAUCCCACCGGAACAGCAUGCAUGGUGCCCCUGUUCAUAUGGCUGCCAUGCCCACAUUCCGAAACACGGCCCCGAUCAAGCCAUAUGCUUUUACGAGUACACCAAGCCUCAAUGCCACGGGGCAACGGCAACAGCCCGGGUCAAGGACGUCUUCGGCAUCUAAUGUACCAACUCUGCGACCUACCGAGCCAACUUCCAGUGGAGGCAAGAUCUCAUCUUCAAUGGGCUUGGGCGUGACUGGAUCGCGGGAUGACCUCUCCAUUUCUCGGCCACGAUCGAUAAUUCCCGCCGAGCGCCCGCAGUCGGCAUACAUGGCAGGUUCCACUACGCAACUGUCCUUCCCACAGGCGGCUCCCGUUCGUCCAUCCCCGAACGCUACCGACGACCUGCUAUGCACCAACCUAGUCGCUCGCACGGCUCAGCGACCCCAUCGGGUUCAGGCAUGA